AUGCUGGGAAGGCUGAUCCAAGGCUACUCCAGGAGCAGCCAGCUCGAGAGCGCCACCGACGAGACCCAUACCCGUACUCUUCUUUGGCCCGAGUUUCAAUCCCCAGAUGGACGCCCAGCGUCCUCAGUCUCACCGCCUACCACCCCCUUUGGUUCCCCGACUCUCCGUGUCUCUCCCUUCGAUGACAAGGCUGGUUUGGAGCUUAACGAAACAAAAGAUCUGAGGCUUAUAAUUGCCCAAGAUGCCUUUGGCACCAACGACCGUCCUCUCCUCCUAUUUGACUCUCAGUCCUCCGAUCCUCCCGCUGGUGCACCUGAAUCCGUCUCUAACAAUCGGAGCAACACGUCUCCCCUGACCUCAGCACUGGGACCACGCGCAGAGCCUGGAAUUCCCAUCAACGGCCAUAUCAGAAAUAGAAGUUCCACCAUCUCCGGGGCUUCUGCCUCUUGGAUUCGUUCCAGCAAGGAAUCGGACAGUACCGAUCACCUCGGCAACAUUUUAGAUUGCAUGUUUGGCGUUAGUAGUGCUACCAAGACCGAGUCCAGCACCAAAAUGCAUCUUCUACCAGGAGACCAAAAUGCGAACGGUGACCUUGGCCCGCGUACCCAUUCCCAUGUCUCAGGUGGACCGACGAUGCGCGCUCCCUUUCUGCGGGCAAAGACAGCAACUCAUACGAUACAGACUCAGCGUCAACAUGUGACUGUGAAAGACUCUGAUACAGAAUAUCGCGAUGCAAUCCUGAUCACUCGAGUUUUUGCCAUUACUCUCCCAGAUGCUCAAGAGGAUAUUCGCCAACACCGAACCUCAUCUGCUGACAACUCCGAUGGUGCAAGACCUACCCUUCAAGCUCAGGAUCAACAUGAAUUGCCUGGUUCCUAUCUAAAGAAACCCAAAAUUGUGGAGAAGAAGACGCCUGUAUUUGCCAUAGGCCUCCUAUGCUAUCUUCCCAAUGGUGAGGUUCGACCAGGAACUUCGAAUGCUAGACCAUCCUCAAGAGCAUCCUUCACUCCUUCGGGAACUCCAAACUCAUACGGUUCAGAGUCAAUGUCUUCCUGGACCUUUCUCAAUGCUAUCCCUGAGCACCUUAUGUCUUCCGAAUCGAGCGGCGCUCUGACCGACAAAGGUGUCGAUGUCAUUGUUAAGAACUGGGAUGUCAUUCUCCGCAGUCUGGGCGUUGUAGAGAAGAUGGCUCGUGCGGAUAUUGCUCAGUUUCUACAGCAAGUCAAUCUUGCCAUCAUCUCAUCAGUCGCAAAGGCCCCGAAAGGCCCGUCCGAACAGCGCACCAAUCAGCGUAACGUCUACCUUCGCACUCCAAAUAUCCUGAGCCAGAUCACUCCUUUGAAUCGUCUAGUGAAGCAGACCUUGUGGAGAGUCUGUUACGCUUUUCGUGUGCCACGCGUUCUGACUGGGUUUGGCCUCGAGAAUGGCGGCCACUGGCUUGACGAAGCUCGAUAUCUUGUGCGCAUCUCUGGAAACAAACCGCAGAACUUUUUCCUCUUCAAUCUCUUGACCGCAUUUCUUGGAAGUCAUACCGAGUGGCUGGAGCGGCUCGGUCCAGAUUGGUACCGUCGACAGUUCAAGGCCAUGAACAGGGGCAAAUCUCGCCCAAGCAAUCUUGCAUCGCGCACUGUCAUAGUAUGCGACAAUCGCUCGACUGCCCGUCGUUUCAUCUUUCUGCUCGCAUCCUUUCUUCCGCGAUCGCAUGCUCUCAAUUUUCUAGCGAGGACUGGUCCAGAUUUUGUAUCACCACUUCUCACACCCGAUGUUGUGUCUACUUCUCCGGCAAUCAAACCGAUGUAUGAAGGAUCCAUUCGUCGCCAUGUUCAUGGCAAAUCGAGAGACAGUGGUCUGACGUUUCCCCGUCGGGAUGUCAACGGGUUGUCCACCAGCGUCUCAUCCAACGAAAGUCUCGGAGGCAUUGGUAAAGCGAUCAGGAAUAGUUCUCGUUCUAAUCAUGUCCGCGAAGACCUGCAGGAAGGACUUGACAAACCCCCAUCUCUCUUCGCUGCGAGUGAUGGUUUCAACCAAGGACAGAAAACUGUUGCAACCAGCUCAACGGCUACCCCCAGUGCCAGUACCCCCGUCCCUCAUUUCGCAUCUAAAAGCGACAGCUACUUCCCUGAGAAUGUCAUCGCUGAUGAAGAAGAAAGCGGAGCAAGUGCAGAUCUUGCUCGCAUUUUGCGAAGGGACAGCAGUAGCUACAGUACUAACAAUCAAACCUCGAUCAAAUGGGGCUCUCUGAUCAGCAAUGUCAGUGGCCUCUGGUAUCGGAAGUCUGACUCGGCAGUCCAGGAGAAUGAACGUCUGUCCCCGCCAGCUGCCAGAGACAGUCUUCGUGACCGUCGAAGCCUAGCUCCAAGAUCGGUCCCUAUCCAGCCUCGUCACCACAGCCCUUUAAAGACAAUGGUGGACGAAGUUGGCGAUCUCCAGGCUCAGCAAACGACACGCAAGGACGAUCGAUCUUCGAUUGCUACUAGACGCCUUUCGGGAGCUAAUGACGUCCCCGCACCUAAUCUUACCGUAGAUGAUAGAGAUGGCGUAGUUGAUGUCGAUAUCAAUCUCCCCGGAUUUAUAGGGUGGGCAGAUCCUAAAGGCCUCUCGAUUCCAACAUCAUCACAUCAUCGCUCUCCAUCCGUGCUUAGUGAUGAAAUCGGCUCAUCUUAUAGCUCAAGAUCAGCGCUUCCUGACAGCAUUGGGACGAAGACCAUCCGCGUGGGUGGAUACUUAAGGCGAUAUCAUGAAGAUUUCAGUCUUCAAGGUGUGAAACCCUACGCAGAACUUCAAGAUGAAGUUCGGCAGAGCAUGUCCCGAGAAUUAACGCCGAUCGGCGACGUUCGCAACCCACUGCUAGAGGAGACAACAGUCCAUGGUGGCCAAUGGGUUAACGUGUGUACUACGCUACUUGCUGAUUUGCGCACAUUCACAAUACAACGCCUUACUCUCCGGCGCAAAGUAGGUCAUCACGAUGGCCCCCUACCAGAAAAAGGCUGCCCCGAAGCCCAUCGAAGAGCUUCCCAGGUUUCAAUCAACGAUAAUGUGGAAGAUUUCGUUGUUGAAACAGUGAUGGACUUUGAUACAACCCUUACAGACGCGAUCGAGCGAGUAUUGACCGAGACAGAGCAGCCAGCAGUGAAAUCAGUAACACCCUCAAGAACGCACUCAAGAACUGUGUCUACCGGAACAACAGACUCUCUAAAAUCCGGACCUUUAGAGAUUUCAGGGCCUGGAAAAACCCGUGAUUGGGGUCGUCCUUCUAUACUCUCCCAAUCUGACUGCCGCCAAGUUGUGGUUGGAGCGUUGGAAGAAGUGGUCAGGAGCGUAAAUGAUGAUCUCACUAAAAAUCAUCGAGAUACCAGCGGUAAGGUCGAUUUGAAUGGUAAAGCCAUGAAACAAGUGACGAAGCAAGACAACGUCCUGCGCGAGGGUGUCAAGAAAUGGCUCUUGAAUGUUGAGACGAGGAGUGUCUGGUGA
Exophiala aquamarina CBS 119918 is the source of this 3471-nucleotide messenger RNA. RefSeq lists its product as uncharacterized. The coding region runs from base 1 to 3471 and encodes 1156 amino acids. Lineage: Eukaryota; Fungi; Ascomycota; Eurotiomycetes; Chaetothyriales; Herpotrichiellaceae. Gene Ontology annotation, cellular component: cytoplasm. Gene Ontology annotation, molecular function: ATPase inhibitor activity; protein-folding chaperone binding. The transcript has a single exon. The record is from RefSeq and is a predicted model, not a curated record.